UUUUAACUACUUUAAACAUGCGAGGAUUUAGAGGAUUUCGAGGAUUUAGAAGUUCAAGAACAUAUAUUAAUUUGCAAGACGAUGCUGGUUUCACCGAUGCGCAGUUUCGAAAUCCUGCUAAUCCAAUUCCAUGGAAUUCCAUUAUUCUGGCUGCUGUAUUAUUCGUGUUAGGUUCUUUAGGAAUUAUUUUGGGUUCACUCAUUCUGACCGGAAUCAUUUCUAGUGAGGCUUGGCUUGAUAGAGGAAAACCUUUUAUAUUCCUUGGUUCUCUAUUAUUCAUACCUGGUUUUUAUCAUGUUCGGCUCGCUUAUUAUGCAUUCAAAGGUUAUGAAGGAUAUGAUUUCAAUCAAAUUCCUGACUGGGAUUAA
Messenger RNA from Dentiscutata erythropus, 368 nucleotides. The record is from the annotation of a GenBank genome assembly. NCBI's taxonomy places the organism in Eukaryota, Fungi, Glomeromycota, Glomeromycetes, Diversisporales, Gigasporaceae.